AUGGCUCUGAAGCGGAGAGCCUCAUCAUCAGAGCUUGCGUCCCCGACCAAGCGACGCCAACAGAAUCUCUCGAGUUCGUUAUUUAGUGAUGGUAAAGCCGGGAGCCAGAUGAAAUCCCCGACUUCUGGGACUGACAGCCUGUCUAUAGAUCCCAUAUUUGAUGAAAUCCACUCUGAUGAUGAUUGUUCACUUCCGGGAACACCUAGCUUAGCAAACGAAGCAAGUGAACCUGGUGAUGAUUCGAACGAGACCCCGGCAACGCCCUUCUCAACUACCUCCUCCAAGUAUCCAUCGCGACUCAAAACACGUCUCUGCCCUUUCGAGGGUUGCGAUAAGGCUUUUAAUCGACCUGCUCGGCUCCAAGAACAUAUCCGGUCUCAUACCAAUGAGAGGCUCUUCGAGUGCAAAUACGAGGGCUGCGAUAAAACCUUCCUGCGGGCAUCCCAUCUCAACCACCAUAUAAAGAGUGCACACACGGGCGUCCGAGACUACGUAUGCGACCGUCCAGGGUGUGGCAAAAGCUUCGUGACUGGAUCCCGUCUUCGUCGCCAUAUUGCCGCCCACGAUGGACAAGAUAAGCACCGCUGCACUGAGUACCCACCUUGCCGGGAGACUUUUCGGAAGCAUUCUACACUGCAGAAGCACAUCACUACGGUCCACCUGCAUAGGAAGCCAUUUCCAUGUACAUUUGUCGACCCAAACACGGGUCAGAAGUGUAAUAUGGCUUUCGACACCGCAGGCAAUCUCCGAUCCCAUGAGAGUAGGCUGCACACCCAGGAUCGCUUCACUUGUACCGAGUGCUCCAACCAGCUCAAGCAGGAGGGAUCUGCGAUGCAUACCUCCGACGGCAAUGCGAAAUUCUCAGCGACAUUCCCGACAUAUGCUCUUCUACAAAAUCAUAUCAAAACCGUCCAUCCUCCCCAGUGCCCGCAGUGCCCUAUCGUCUGUAGUACCUCUCGGGAGUUGCGACGCCAUCUCGAAGUUGCUCACGGGGAAGUUGGUGUAGACUGCAGGAAGCUUUUCCCUUGUACCUAUGAUGGCUGCGACCGCAAAUUUACCAAGAAAGGCAACCUUACGGUGCAUAUUCGAACAGUGCACGAAGGUGAGAAACGCUUCUCAUGCGGAGAAACCGACCUUUCUGCCUCGAAGAAAGUUGCAGGCUGGGAUGGUGUUGGCUGCGGAAAGAGGUAUAGCAGCAAACUGGCCUUGGAAGAACACAUUCGCACCGCUCACCUUGGACUCCCAAAUUCUAAGGCCGAGCGCCGUGAACGACUUGGACUGGCCAAGAAACCGAGAGAGUCAGCCUCCGCAAUGUCUACACUAGCCGCCUUGACUGGCCAUGGCUACGUUGAAGAGACUGGUCGUCAUAUCCCUUGUCUUGACGCUUCUUGUCAGCAUCGCUUCCACCGUGAUUACGACUUAUGGGUGCACAUGACUUCCAAGCACGGUUGUGCUGAAGACGAAGUCCAGGGCCUCUUCAUGAGACGAGCUCUUCUGGGAGACCAGUCUGGCCCUGGAGGCAACUCGCUUGGCAUUUUCGGGUUGGAGUUCGACGAUGGAAGCUUCUUACAACCUGCCCCGGGCCCUUUCAGCCAAGACCAACCUAUGGAUGCAGAACAAGACAGAAACGCCCGAGCUACGCAACAAACCCCCGACAAUGAUUUUUUUAUGCAAGAUGCGCUCCCUUCUGUGGACGCUAAUCAAUCUGCUGAUUCUAUAAUACCCAAUCGCGACGAAAUGGCAUUGAUCGACCCGGCCUUAGCUUAUCAUCUGAUGGAAAGCUGA
Messenger RNA from Penicillium chermesinum, 1785 nucleotides. RefSeq lists its product as uncharacterized. Bases 1 to 1785 code for a protein of 594 amino acids. NCBI's taxonomy places the organism in Eukaryota, Fungi, Ascomycota, Eurotiomycetes, Eurotiales, Aspergillaceae. Gene Ontology annotation, biological process: regulation of transcription by RNA polymerase II. The transcript has a single exon. The record is from RefSeq and is a predicted model, not a curated record. Gene Ontology annotation, cellular component: nucleus.